Molecule: messenger RNA, 1863 nt
Organism: Closterium sp. Naga37s-1
Lineage: Eukaryota; Viridiplantae; Streptophyta; Zygnematophyceae; Desmidiales; Closteriaceae
Source: the annotation of a GenBank genome assembly
AUGGAAGCCGCAGACCACCCACCACCGCAUCCUGGGACUCGUUUCUGCCCCUGCCUACCAGGUGAAGUGAAGAGGGGCGAGUGGGGAGGUGGGAAGGGAGACACUCCCAUCGUGCUCUCAAAGGUUUUGAGACGUCUCAAAACUCCCAUCGUGCUCUCAAAGGGAGGUCCUCCCGUCGUGCUCUCAAAGGGAGGUCCUCCCGUCGUGCUCUCAAAGGGAGGUCCUCCCGUCGUGCUCUCAAAGGGAGGUCCUCCCGUCGUGCUCUCAAAGGUUUUGAGACGUCUCAAAACUCCCAUCGUGCUCUCAAAGGGAGGUCCUCCCGUCGUGCUCUCAAAGGGAGGUCCUCCCGUCGUGCUCUCAAAGGGAGGUCCUCCCGUCGUGCUCUCAAAGGGAGGUCCUCCCGUCGUGCUCUCUAAGGGAGGUCCUCCCGUCGUGCUCUCUAAGGGAGGUCCUCCCAUCGUGCUCUCUAAGGGAGGUCCUCCCAUCGUGCUCUCUAAGGGAGGUCCUCCCAUCGUGCUCUCUAAGGGAGGUCCUCCCAUCGUGCUCUCUAAGGGAGGUCCUCCCAUCGUGCUCUCUAAGGGAGGUCCUCCCAUCGUGCUCUCUAAGGGAGGUCCUCCCAUCGUGCUCUCUAAGGGAGGUCCUCCCAUCGUGCUCUCUAAGGGAGGUCCUCCCAUCGUGCUCUCUAAGGGAGGUCCUCCCAUCGUGCUCUCUAAGGGAGGUCCUCCCAUCGUGCUCUCUAAGGGAGGUCCUCCCAUCGUGCUCUCUAAGGGAGAUCCUCCCAUCGUGCUCUCUAAGGGAGGUCCUCCCGUCGUGCUCUCAAAGGGAGGUCCUCCCGUCAUGCUCUCAAAGGGAGGUCCUCCCGUCAUCAUUCUGUACAACACGCCUGGCGUGCUGUCCAAGUCAAUGCACAAGCUGGAUGAGCUCAUGAUGCAGGCAGUGCGCACUGCCACAGUCAACGCUAUCCAAGUCAUCAUUCUGUACGACACGCCUGGCGUGCUCUCCAAGUCAAUGCACAAGCUGGACGAGCUCAUGAUGCAGGCAGUGUCCCUCCCUCCCUUGUGUCCCCUCCAUUGUCAUCUCACCACUGCAGAUCAUUCUAUCAUUCUGUACGACACGCCCGGGGUGCUCUCUAAGUCAAUGCACAAGCUGGACGAGCUCAUGAUGCAGGCGGUGCGCACUGCUACAGUCAACGCCGACGCUGUUGUCCUCGUUAUAGACAUCACCCAGGCGCCCCAAGAGGUAUCGAAGCUGCUACUAGAGGGGAUGGAGAGUGCAGUGGUGCAAAAGAAGCCGACCCUCAUAGUGCUGAACAAGAAGGACUCGCUCAAGCCGGGGGAGGUUGCCAAGAAGCUCAAGUGGUACCAAGACGCAGUGGCAGCGGACGGCCACAUGGUGAUUGCGCUGAGUGCCAAGAGGGGAGACGGGGUGGAUGGGCUGCUGGCAUGGAUGCUGGAUAACAUUCCCCAAGGCCCUGCUUACUACCCCAAGGACGUGGUGAGCGAGCUGCCAGAGCGGUUCUUCGUGGCUGAGAUAGUGAGAGAGAAGAUUCUGCUGCAGUACUCGCAGGAAGUGCCGUACGCCUGCCAGGUGACAGUGAGGGCGUUCAGGGAGAGGGAGAAGGCAAAGGACUACAUCAGCCUUGAUAUCAUGGUGGAGCGGGACAGUCAAAAGGCGAUUCUGCUGGGGAAGGAAGGCAAGCAGCUGAAGGCACUGGCAACUGCAGCUCGGAUGGACAUAGAGGAGUUUCUGGGGCGAGAGGUGUUCCUCGAGAUUCGGGUGAAGGUGAAGGAGAAGUGGAGGCAGGACGAGGCGCUGUUGAAGGAGUAUGGGCUGGACGUGCGCAAGAGAGGCUCCUGGUACUGA